CCAUGUUCUCAUGUUCCUGUGUGAUCACCGGAGUUUCUACCUGACGGCCUUGACAAAUCCACCGCGUCCGCGCUGUAAGCGGUGCGUCUGCUUGGGCGGGAACGACAUCUGCGCGUCAAUGGAUCGCCAUUAUGUGAUAUGUCACUUUGUGCUAGGCGAGCAGCGUAAACAGUGUGGCAUCUACCUGCGCUCGCGGUGUAGAUAAAUAUGACGCACCGUCAGGUCUCAUUGACUCGGUGUCUCCGUUCUCCCCUCUUCCACUUCGCUAGUUUAUACGAUGCCCAACCGUCAGCCUCCGCCCGACCCCAGGCGGGACGAGCAGCGGCCUACUCUUCCUCCUAUCCGCCAGUUGUUUGGUUCGGAGCUUUCGCAAGCGGUUCCGCCCCAGCAAUCGCGACAACAUUCUACUUCACCCCAGAUCCCGUUUCAUCGUCUCGCAAUUGCAGACGAGGACCGGCGGAGCCGACCGCAAUCUCCCGCAGCUGGUCUUAGGGGAAAUGCUUCGUCCUCGCAGACCUAUCCGUCGUACCAAGGUGGUCCGAGACCAUCCACUCCAGGCCAUUUGAGAAAUGCUUCCGAUCCUGCGCAGCGCGCCAUCUACGGUGCACACCCGCACCCGUCUCAGUAUGCCAAUGCCGGUCAUCCCGGGUUCCAGCCUCGCGUACCACAGGGUACCGAUCGGAUCAUUCCCGCGAGCGGGACAUAUCCCUACGCUGCGUCUCAGCAGGCCUACCCAUCCAUGCCUAUAGCGAGCACAAGCUCAGCGGGUGACGCCGCCGCCGGGCGGUCGUCUUCCUCCAGAUAUGAAUGCAACUACUGCGGAAAGGGGUUCACCCGACCCAGCAGCCUCAAGAUACACACUAACACACACACCGGAGAGAAACCCUUCACAUGCCCCUACGAAGGUUGUGGCCGAAGUUUCAGCGUCCAGAGCAAUAUGCGUCGGCACGCACGGGUACACGAACGAAGCAGUGGCUCUCAGCCCGAGGCAGAUGACGACAGCCCCGAGGAGGGCGACGAACAGCCCACCUCCAACACCGACAAAGCCGCGGGCAAUGCCAAUCAACCUCGAUAAAUCCAUUGUGAUCUUUCACGGACCCGAACGCAACAUGACGACAAACAUCAAGUGUACACUCGCAUCCCCACUGGUCCACUACUAUAUCACUAUAUAUGUAUCUAGUCUGCAACACUACACCGCAUCGCCCUAUUUAUUGCACGGA
This is a messenger RNA of Postia placenta MAD-698-R-SB12, 1220 nucleotides long. RefSeq lists its product as hypothetical. Gene Ontology annotation, molecular function: RNA polymerase II cis-regulatory region sequence-specific DNA binding; DNA-binding transcription factor activity, RNA polymerase II-specific. The coding region runs from base 278 to 1075 and encodes 265 amino acids. Lineage: Eukaryota; Fungi; Basidiomycota; Agaricomycetes; Polyporales; Adustoporiaceae. The record is from RefSeq and is a predicted model, not a curated record. The transcript has 5 exons. Gene Ontology annotation, cellular component: nucleus. Gene Ontology annotation, biological process: regulation of transcription by RNA polymerase II.